CUGAACGACCAUUAUGAUAACCAGAUAAUAUAAAUUUGUGGCAUUCCUCAAGGUGUAUUUUGUAUGGAACUAAUUGCAUACGUAAUGUAAACUGCGAUGAUCACUUUCCGGUUAGUAUUUGAGUUAUGAUGUUACUAGCUAUUCUUCCCGAUUCCAGCAAAAGUGGCCUUGCAUAUAAACCAGAAGAAAUUCAAGCUUCUCAAAAAUACCAACAUCCUUCCGACAACGAUUCUGAUAGAACCGACCAUACGGGUUCACAAAUGGCAGAAAUUUUUGGCGUGAAGUCUCAAUCUAAUUCAUCAUGUCAAUCUAAUACUGGCAUAAAAAUUGCUCCACGAAGUAUACCUCCGUCAGCAGCACCAAAUGCUGCACGUGAAGGGGUUGGAAUGGCUGAGCGGUUCGGUUUAAUUCAAGUUCAACAAUCUUAUGCUGGAGGUGAUAGUGAUGAGAUCUUCGAUGUAAAGUCUAAAGCUACUGAGUCUUCAGAUAUGUGGCGAAAUGGCAUUGGGCCACGUGUUAGAUAUGAGGUUUGUCUUCUUGUAUAA
This is a messenger RNA of Trichobilharzia szidati, 545 nucleotides long. The record is from the annotation of a GenBank genome assembly. NCBI's taxonomy places the organism in Eukaryota, Metazoa, Platyhelminthes, Trematoda, Strigeidida, Schistosomatidae.